Molecule: messenger RNA, 2479 nt
Organism: Hypomesus transpacificus
Lineage: Eukaryota; Metazoa; Chordata; Actinopteri; Osmeriformes; Osmeridae
Product: sperm acrosome membrane-associated protein 4-like
Exons: 3
Coding region: 1866-2288 (140 amino acids)
Source: RefSeq, a predicted model, not a curated record
ACACACACACACACACACACACACACACACACACUUAAAGAGGAUGUCGGAAGCAGAGAGAAGACUUCUGACUUUUGUUAAUACACCCUUCAACACUGCUCAACAUCAUGAUUCACUCACACCCACAUGUUAGGCUACUACAGACCUACUGACUUACAUACCUCAUCAUUGGUUAAUUUUUAUAUUAUUAUUUGUGUAACCGGUUAAUAAAUGACCACAGCAGAAAGUCCUCUCACGCACGUUCCCAUUUUUUCUGUCGCAAACACUGAGCCGGGUUUGUGACAACUUUAGGCAUUUAGUUCCAUAGACUCCCAUUCAUUUUGCACUCGACCGCGAUCACAAGAGAAGGAACCUCCUCAGCCUAGCUGAUGUUCUACAGCUUCUCCAGCGUAUAGUUAGGCCUACAACAAAGAUGUAAGAUGUUCCUGCAGUAGGCCUAUCUGCAACUAGACCACCAUCGAUAGUGAUCUGUGAGCAUGAAGACAAACAGACAAGCCGUCCCGCAGGGCCGGAUUAACCAUUAGGCAACUGGGCACUUGCAGGGGGACAUCUAAGGGGCCCUGGACCAUGUCAACUAAAAUGUGAUAUCACGUUAUGAAAGCAGUCCUAACUUUCCUUGACGUGAAUACUUUAUUGCAACUCGUUUGAUCCAAAUAUUAUGUUAAAUCACGAAAAAAACAUUGUUUGUGUAGUGUAGUCGCCAGUGCCGCCUCUCCUGUAACGCGCACUACGCCCUGUGCGUAGCGCACCAACUCCUGCGGGGGCACCAAAAAAUAGCCAACUGAAAUAUCAUCAUAGUUAUAAUACUUAUAAUGCCGAUAUUAUUUAUUAUAGAAUUAUUAGGCACGUAUAUUACAAAACAGGCAGAACAAUUUAAAUGCUCAAAAAAAGCACCCCCCCCCCCAAAAAAAAAAAAAAAAACAAACAAAUACACACUCGCUGUGAACUUUGACAGUAAGCCAACAGGGUUAACAAUGACAGUAAGCUAGGUCAACUUUUAUAAAAUGGGCUUAAAAAGACCGGAGUCAGGGGAGGAAAAAAAGAAAGAGACUGCGAGAUGGUGCCCGUACAUUACUUUCAGUUAGGUGCAUGUUUAAUCAUUGUAAUACGGGAAAUGUGCUGCUAAUUUAAUGGUUAGCCUAUGCAUAGGCUACACCUUAAACUUGCUGACGUUAUUGCUAAUGUUAGCACACUCAAAUAUGUUUUAACUUUGGUGCAAAGCUAAAUUGAGAUUUUACUGUUAAACAUUAUCUAUGCAUUUUACAAGUAGCCUAACGCCAGCUAGCUUACAUUCUAUGAGGCUGAAAAAUUGAGACAAAAUCACCUUCUCUAGACAAGAUUUUACCAAUUGAAAAACGGCUUGUAAAAUGUUUAUUUGACAUAAAGCUUGAGCCUUGUUGCCCAGGGCACAGACAAUAGUUAAUCAGGCCAUGGCCGUCCGGCUCAUUAAUGAGUAGCCUACUAGGCAUUUGCCAAAUUAGCUCAUUAACUUUAAUUGGCUUCUCCAGGUGCACUGAGAAGACCUUAAAUGGGUUUUAAUCCAAUUCCGGACACUUACAGUUUGGAUUCUUCCCUAUAUAACCUUUACAUUGUUUUACUAAACAUGUCACCUAAUCUCCUGCCUAUAGAUUUGAAUUUGUACUAAAGGACAAGGUCAACUUCAAAUUGACUUUUGUUGGUUCUUGCAGUUUUGCAUCCAAAUAAAAUUGAUAGAAAAAUCUCACACCCAUUUCCUGGCAAACAACCUUUAAGCAGCUGUGAUUGGUCCAUGGUUUAAUACACACUAAUCCAGCUGUACUGUGCCUGCAAACCACACAACCCUUUACUGUAGUUAACAAUUAAAUGUACUUGAAAUCUGGUCUGAAAUGAGAGGAUUCCUUUUCUCUGGUGUUUUUGCCAUUGUGAUACUCAUCCCUGCUCAAGGUGAGGAUGUGACCCUGCUGGAGCAGGAGCCGCUGGAGUGUUUCCGCUGUGACCUGGGCUUGUGGGACGCCUGCUUCACCACCAAGACCAACUGCAGCGCUGGGGAGAGGUGCUACACUGGCCGGGGGAGGGCAGCGGAUGUGCUGGAUGUGAAGAUACUGGGCUGUGAGCGUGCAGAGGAGUGCGAGUUGGUGACCAGGGUGGAGAUCUUCCCCAACAUGACCUUCUACACCAUGACUAGAAGCUGCUGUGACACAGACCUGUGCAACGCGGCCCCCUCGCUGCCUCUCAUCACACGCCUCCCUCUCGCUAUGGCUUCUCUGUCUGCCAUAUUCCUCGCAGCACCAUCUGUACGCCUACAAUGACCAGCAUGCACUUCUCCAUUCUGUUACCAUGACUACGCCAACCCAUGCACAAGAAGACCACAUUUUUAUUUGUCACAAACAUGCUUAGUCUAAACAGUACUGUAUUUAGUUGGUGGUCUGUAGUCUCUCAAUCUGGCAAAUGACAGUUUUGUAUAUUGGAUAUUUUGAACUGAUAAUAAAUAUGAAAGUAU